CUCACAUCUACAAACGCGUCGGCCAACUACACUGUUCAAACAUAUCUCUGAGUCUCUAAUAGUCUGAUACAGUCCUGCCUUAUCUUCUAGAUCAAUCUCAACGCCUAAAUCCAUCAAGAUGGUUUUAGAGGCUACAAUGAUAAUAAUAGACAAUAGCGAGUCGAGUAGAAAUGGAGAUUAUGUACCGACACGGUUCGACGCGCAAGCCGAUGCUGUCAACCUCAUAUACAACGCAAAAACUGGCGCCAAUCCAGAAUCUUCAGUCGGACUUAUGAGCAUGGGAGGUAAUGGUCCAGAGGUACUAACGACCCUCACCACGGAUAUGGGCAAGAUACUCGAUGGCAUACACCGUACAAAGAUAAAAGGCAACUCGCACUUCAGCACGGGAAUCAACAUAGCCGCACUUGCUCUGAAACAUAGACAAAAUAAGUCGCAGCGGCAGCGAAUCAUCGUCUUUGUGUGUUCCCAGAUAAGCGAGACAGAGAAGGACCUAGUGAAGCUAGCCAAAAAGAUGAAGAAGAACAACAUCAGCAUUGAUGUAGUGGCGUUCGGCGAGCUGACAGACGAAAAUUUAAAAAAGCUUAAUGCAUUCAACGAGAAUGUCAAAGGAGGAGACGGAUCACAUUUGGAGACAGUGCAGCCUGGUCCAAAUUUACUGAGUGACUCAAUUCUGGCAUCACCGAUUCUGGCAGGUGAUGGUGUGGGUGGCUCGAGUGGUGUUGGAGGCGUCGGCUCUGAUGCUGUCGGAGGCGAUAGUAGUCAGUUUGAGUUCGGUGUGAAUCCGGAACUAGAUCCAGAGCUUGCCCUUGCAUUGCGGAUGUCAUUAGAGGAGGAAAAGGCGCGAUUAGAGAGGGAAAAGAAGGCAAAGGAAGCUGCAGAAAAAGAAAAGCUUGAAGGCAUACCUGAGGACGAUGAGCAGCAGCCGCUGUUGAAUCAGAAUGGGGAGCCUAGUGGGUCCAAAGACGACAAAAAGGACAAACACGACGAUGACAAGAUGGACACAGCGUAGCACGAUUUCAAGGGCUAUAGAAUCGAAUCAGCUAUGUACCACGCAUGCGGCGGCGUUCAGGCCCGGAGCAUAAAUGCACCGUUGCGAGAUAUGUUGCCACUAUAGAGCAAAUCUUCAUGAUGUAUAGCCACAGCAAAUUGCAGCGGGUAUAUCCAUUCAUUUUUCCUUGGGACGUGAGAAAUUUCGAUAUGGUUUCGUUGAUGGACAAUUUAUGCAUUCACUGUCCACGUAUUCGCGCGCUUAGAUAUUAGGAAAAGUCGUAGACAUAGACCCACGUUUACUGAGUACUGCUCUGAUAUAGAAGAGAAUUGAAAGACCC
This is a messenger RNA of Verruconis gallopava, 1328 nucleotides long. RefSeq lists its product as uncharacterized. Bases 119 to 1009 code for a protein of 296 amino acids. The record is from RefSeq and is a predicted model, not a curated record. The transcript is spliced from 3 exons. Gene Ontology annotation, biological process: proteasome-mediated ubiquitin-dependent protein catabolic process. Gene Ontology annotation, cellular component: cytosol; proteasome regulatory particle, base subcomplex; nucleus. NCBI's taxonomy places the organism in Eukaryota, Fungi, Ascomycota, Dothideomycetes, Venturiales, Sympoventuriaceae. Gene Ontology annotation, molecular function: polyubiquitin modification-dependent protein binding.